Molecule: messenger RNA, 3210 nt
Organism: Penicillium canariense
Lineage: Eukaryota; Fungi; Ascomycota; Eurotiomycetes; Eurotiales; Aspergillaceae
Exons: 8
Coding region: 1-3210 (1069 amino acids)
Source: RefSeq, a predicted model, not a curated record
AUGCCGUCUGGCGACAGCCAAACGAACAUAAAGACGCCGUCUCUCAUGCAACGCCCCCAGAGCUGUGGUAUUGAUAUGACUGGUUUCUCAUUUACCAGGCCUGCCAAUCAGCCAAAGGGAUUCUCGUUACCGGCCUUGCCCCGGUUGAGCCACCUCGGCCAUGCUUCACUCGCGGACUCGGGCGUGGGGGACACACAAAAGCAGAUCACACACCAUGCGAGGAAGCCCAGGUCGUCCAACCCCAUAGCCGACCCUGGACAGCAAAGCCUUGAACAAUAUCUUGGGAAAAGUACCUCAAGCCCGCAGUCACCACCAUUAGGAUGCUCCCAUAAUCAGGUAAAGGAGCCAAGGGUUGAUACUACGAGCACAAAACAACCCGAAAAUCCAAUCUCGAGGGAACAGAUCAUCAUAGACCUGGAGCCAGGAAGUGAUACUGCGCUAACAACGCGGGCUAUUGUUGAUAGCGGCAUCUUACCCACUAAGUCACGCCUGGUUUCAUCUCACUCUGUUCGAGACCGGAAGAGAGUUGCAUCAGAUAUCCAGAACUUUUUUUCUCCACGAGCCCCUGCUCGACCAAAGGAUGAAUUUCGAAUCUCCAAAUCUCGCCGAGAGAAUCUUAAGGCAUUUCCUGGCCAGCAGCAGAGAUCAAUAUCGAGCAACAAAUCGGGUGUUCAUCCGCUCACCGAAGAAAACCUGUUCGAACUGCUUAUUGGCAGAAUCAAACAGCGAGAAGAGAAUGAAGCUGCAGCUGCCAACAUUCAACGCCAUAUUGAAAUACAGAACUUGCAGUUGAAGGAGGAAACCCAAGAUCUGCGUACUCGGCUCAAAGUGGGCCAAUUGCACCUGCAAGAAAAGGACACAGAGAUCAAAAAACACCAGAAUCAACUGGAAAACUGGAAGUCGAAGCUUCGCAAGUUCAAACAGGUUGUUGAUGAGAUAGGGCAUGAUCAUGAUGCCCUCAAAGAAGAGACUGAUCAGCUCAAAGCCGCUGCUGCAAAUCUAGAAAAGGAGAAGAAUGACCUGCUCCAAGCCACUGAGGAUGUCAAUCUCCAGAUUUCCCGGGCAGAGGGGAGAAUUGACGAGCAGCGUGAAAAAAUUGCCGAGAACGAAAAAUGCAUUUCUCUUCUGCAGCAGACUUUGACCACGACGGAAGACCAGAAAGAGUCCACCCAAGCAGAGCUCAUCAAAGAAAGAAACCGCAAUACUGCUCUGGAGUCAUAUAUCCAGAACUAUGCUCUGGCUCAAGCAAAACAGAUUGGCUUGGUCAGAGAGGGCCAGGCAAAGCUCCUACAGGAGGUCACUUCAGGGCUGGGGUCAAUUGCUAAGAAUGCGACAAUCUCCAAAGAUAGCAUUCUGUCGGAAACCAGAGCAAUGUUCGAUGAAUGCCGCGCUUCCAUCCAGACUUUGAGUGAGGAGUGUUCCUAUAAGAAGGUGGAAAUCGAGGGAUUUACAGCUGAUGCUCGAGAUGCGGCUUCUCGAAUCGACGGGUUGGCGAUGAAACUUACAGAUAGCGUCGAUAACAACACCAAGGUCAAUGUCGGCGUAUCUGGGUGCAUUCAAGAGAGCUUGCACGCAAUCCACACUCAUGUUGGCAUCAAUUCGCAACUUUUCAAGCAGCUUGCCGAUUGUGAUACAUCUUACGGGCGGCUGAAAGACAAGUUUGAGACCGUUGGGCCUACAUUGAACAACCUCAAUGCAUUAAUCAAGUCCACUAUAGCUUCCGAGAGCAAACUUGCUCGGCAAAUCGAGGACCUUGGCGAAAAGCUAGAGGAAGCCCAAAUGCCGAAGGGUAACCCAGAACUGGAGGGACAGUUGAUGAAAAAACUCACUGAAAAUACGCAGCUGCAGCUCGAGCUUGAAAGAAUGUCCUCGGAGGUUGACUCUCUCAAACAGCAGUCAGGCGAGAAGAAUGCAAGAAUCAGAGACUUGCAGCAAUCCUUGGCGGAGACGAUCAAGAGACAGGAAACAGCGGCAGAUCGCAGCCAAAGGUUGGAAAUCGAGAACACGGCCUUGAGGGGUCAGGUCGAGCUGAGCGAUCAGAGAGCCCGGCAUGAAUUGACCACCGAGCAUGCUGCCUCAAGAGACCAGAUGAAAUCCCAAUUUGAACAACAAUUACAGAUUAUUCAGGUAGAGAGGGAUGAGCUCAAAAAUGGCACAACAGUCAUAAUGAAUCAGCUUAGUGGCGUUCAGAAUGCCUUGAUCGAAGCCAAGGAGCUAGUUGAUGAGCAGAGAAAACUGCACGAGGCUAUGGCCAAAGAGACAGAGCAAGAGAUCCAACAGCUGACUAAAUCUUGCACUGAACAUACGGCUCGCGUAGACUCUCAGACACUCGAGAUACAGAAGUACCAAGAAUCAGAAGUUGCAUCGUGCAUGGAAAGAAAUGACCUUCAAGAGCAGCUCAGGAAGGCUCAGGAAAGGAUUCACGAGCUCGAACAAACAUUGGUCACUCCAGCUGGACUGGAAUGCCCGCGAGAGCCGUCAGCCAACAUUGUGCCUUUCGCAACUAUCGAAAGCCGAUUCUCGCCACAGCGAGCCACCUCGCCGUACGGCGAUCCAGGAGCAUUUGCUAUGCUCUUCAUGUCGGAUGAGUUUUUGCUUUCGACUCCCCUUCACAAAGGAAGCAGCAACAGGGAUUCGCCAAGCCGACCAGAGGAUGUCAUGAACGAUAGCCAAACGCAGCCUGAGGUCGUCGAUCCGGCUAAGGUCUUUGAUAUUCCUCCGGACAUAGACCCGCCUCCACCCCGAAUCAACACCAAGCGCAAAGCAGUCAACUUUGCCCCACGGCGAAUCGAAGGCAGUGGCGGUAAUACAAACGGGGCUGUUGAUGCCCAGACUACUUCAACCGAGGUCCAGAACUCGACACGGGCUGAGAAGGAUGUGGAGGAACGGAUCAACAAACUUACGAAGCAUACCCACAAAUGGACUUACAGCCGUUCUCAUGCUUCGAAUACACAGUCGUACGCCGAGCAAGUCCGAAGGGUCUCGUCACUGCGAGCAGCAUCAGAGAAGCAGGUGGCCGAUCCAAUGCUCGAGGUCGCGGCAGGCGGCGUUCGCGAGGGGGUCGCUACAGUGCCCGAUUCAGUCAAGAAGGCUGAGUACUCCAACACUCAAAUCGGUGGAAUCGCCGAAUCGAAGCCAUCAUUACUACUUAACAACCCCCAGCACGACUCGCAACGUCGUUCGAUCAUCGACUGGUCUCACCUUCGAUGA